AUGAUGGUCUCCAAUAUCAUGGUUAUCAAUGAUUUAACUUCUUCACGAGUUGAUGGUGGUCGAUGUUCGGCCGGAGUUCUCGACAGUAUGUGUUCGAAAAUGGCGUCACCAUGUACUGCGAGCACAUCUGGGGAAGUCGAGUCAACAGCGAAACCAGGAGAAUCAAAUGGAAAUUGUCUAGUUAUGCCACAUUCUCAGAUUUAUAUUCUUACGCUACAGUUCUCUCCCCAUCCAUUUGCAACAGUAUUUGGUCAAGUUUAUGCCGUCGACGAUUUCGAUGUUCUAGAAAGACUUGGAGAAGGUUUCUUUAGCAAAGUUUCUAAGGUUAGGUUAAGAUCCUCUGGAGAGGAGAUGGUAUUGAAGGUUGCGAAAUGUUCUGGCUCACCCGAAAAUCGGCGUACUGUUCAUGCUGAUGUCGCACAUGAGGCAGCAAUGCUGCACCGCUUAUCACACGAAAAUAUUCUUGCUUUACGUGGUGUGUGCGUUGCAGUUGUUGAGGAUGGUUAUUGGGAUAUGCAUCUGCUUGUGGACUACUGCGAUGGCGGGAGCUUAUCGAAGUUGAUCUUGGACCGUGCAACAUUGUUCCCCUGGUGUCAGAGAGUUCGCUACAGUCUCGACAUUGCUCUGGCGAUGCAAUAUCUGCAUUCUGAAAUGAUAAUCCAUCGUGACCUAACAAGCAUGAACGUCCUUCUUCAACUGUCUCGUGGAAGUUCGGUUUGGGGGCGAGCCGUUGUCGCCGAUUUUGGACUAUCCUGUCGCUUCCCUCGACGUGGUGAGAAGCUCCCUCAAGUUGGCACAACUUAUUUCAUGAGUCCAGAGUGUCUCAAGGAAGAAUUCUAUGACGAAAAGUCAGAUGUCUUCUCGUUUGGAGUAAUUGUGUGUCAAUUGAUCGCUAGGAUCGAUGCCGAUCCGGAUAGUGGACUUCAUCGUACAAGUAACUUCGGACUUGACUAUGUUCGCUUCACCCCUUGCUGUCCGCUAGACACUCCAAUUGCUUUUUUGAAGUUAGCUUUCCAUUCAUGUGUUAUGGAUCCUUUAGAGCGACCAUCUUUUGAAGCACUUGUCUCUAUGCUGCAGAAAAUCCAUACCAUGAUGCCGUCAUCACCGUCCUAUGCUGCACUAGAAGCUCGAGGUGAAACCAAGUUAGCUCGUUCUCGUUCUGAUGCGGCAUUGAAAAAGCCCGCGUCUGCUGUUUUAAUGUCAAGAAAGAUGUCUAGCAAUGUUUGCAGAAUGGUUCGGCCAAUUAUUGAAGGAGAGUCAGUCGAGGAGAAUUCUUUAUUGGCUAUGGAAAAGCUAGCACGAGAUGUCGCACGUAACCAACCAACGUUAGAUCAUACUAAUCCAUUUUUGGAUCAUGAACGUUUUCGAAAGGAGAGGAAGAUUUUGCCAAAGAGAAAAUGUCGUCAUCGAAGUGAUGCCAAACAAGAACGAGAGCUCACAGACGGGAAUUACCUCGGAGAAGAGCACAUUCAGCAUACUGCUACAGGCACACAGCGCGCUGUACCUCGUCAUAGGUGUUCUUCUCUACCACCAGAUAUUCAUUCUUGUUUUUUGCCGUUUGAGUCGAAUGAAGAAAAGCGGGAGAUUAGUCCAGGAGGGAUGCCUCUAAUAUAUCGUGAUUUCGAUAUGAAGUUCCUUAAACAAAUGAAACGCUUUCCAUCUCGUCGACACACACUUAUUCCUGAAUGUAGCGGAAUUCGGUCAAGUCUGGAACUGCAGUCGCUUCGGUCAUAUCCGAAUCCAACUGUAUGGUCCUACACUGCUGCUCCUGUGGUAUCCGAUCAACACAUCUCAUACUACACAGGGAUUCCAUCGGAGUACUCACCCAAUACAGGUAAUCGACUAAACAACAAUCAGCUUGAUGUUAGCAAUUCUGAACACGGAAAAUUCACCAAUAGCCCCACAAUCGUUCUGGAAACUGUCGUUCGUGCUCCAACCACAGUUUCAAGCACAAUAUGUGUUCCGAAAUGUGAAGGAGCAGUUGUUAAUACAAAAUCUCAUAAGUGCACUAUUCUUUAA
Molecule: messenger RNA, 2019 nt
Organism: Angiostrongylus costaricensis
Lineage: Eukaryota; Metazoa; Nematoda; Chromadorea; Rhabditida; Metastrongylidae
Source: the annotation of a GenBank genome assembly